AUGCUUGCCUCCAGCCGAGGAACGGCCUCGAGGCAGGUGUUUGCCGCCUCGCCAGCUACGACGAUACCGGCGUUUCUCGCGCCAUUCCUGCAGCAGCAAAAUCUCCUGCUGUCCCGACGACGGUUCUCCUCGACGCCGACACGGCAUUCGAAGCUCGGCCGAACGCCUCUAUCAAUUCCGCCUGGCGUGGAGCUGGCCAUAAGUGAGCCCAAGCUGAAGAAGGAUCUGACGAGCUAUCUCAAGGUGUACAAGAGGACCGUCACUGUUACGGGACCCCUGGGCAAAUUGGAUCUUGAGGUCCCGUCUUUUUUGAAUAUCGACCACGAUGUCGAGGGCAAGCGGGCGCUUCUCAGCGUCGAGGACUCGAAUGUCAAGGAGCAGAGCGAGAUGUGGGGCACGACAUGGGCCUACCUCCAGCGCUACAUCAUGGGCGUCUCGGAAGGUCAUACGGCGCUUCUCCGUCUCGUAGGCAUCGGAUACCGCGCGACCGUCGAGCAGCGAGGCGGCAAGGAAGAGUUUCCAGGCCAGAAAUUUCUCUGCCUGAAGCUUGGCUUCACGCACCCGGUCGAGCUGGGCAUCCCGCGUGGCGUCAAGGCGACGGCAGCGAGCCCGACGCGUAUCCUCCUUGAGGGCAUCGACCGGGAGGAGAUCAUGAGCUUUGCUGGCCGCGUGCGCAAGUGGCGGCCGCCGGAACCGUAUAAGGGCAAGGGUGUCUUCAUCAACGACCAGACCAUCAAGUUGAAGCAGAAGAAGAUCAAAUAG
Molecule: messenger RNA, 762 nt
Organism: Colletotrichum graminicola M1.001
Lineage: Eukaryota; Fungi; Ascomycota; Sordariomycetes; Glomerellales; Glomerellaceae
Product: ribosomal protein L6
Exons: 3
Coding region: 1-762 (253 amino acids)
Biological process (GO): translation
Cellular component (GO): ribosome; mitochondrial large ribosomal subunit
Molecular function (GO): rRNA binding; structural constituent of ribosome
Source: RefSeq, a predicted model, not a curated record